This is a messenger RNA of Dermacentor andersoni, 6663 nucleotides long. Its product is annotated as ATP-binding cassette sub-family G member 1-like. The record is from RefSeq and is a predicted model, not a curated record. NCBI's taxonomy places the organism in Eukaryota, Metazoa, Arthropoda, Arachnida, Ixodida, Ixodidae. Gene Ontology annotation, cellular component: plasma membrane. Gene Ontology annotation, biological process: transmembrane transport. Gene Ontology annotation, molecular function: ATP binding; ATP hydrolysis activity; ABC-type transporter activity.
UGUGGAGUGCCCGUCGUCCCUGUUGUGACGAUUUAAGAGACCUGCUCGAGGGAAGCCGCCGUUCGACCUGACCUGAAGUCAUGGCUUUGAAAACAUAGGAAGCUCUACCUGCGCACUCGUGUGAUUAGCAAGCUGCGCGUAACUUGGAGUGGAAGACAAAAAGGAAUAAACAAAGCGGAGCUCAAGUCAGCCAACGUUUACGCCGUUGCCAGCGUCAAGACACCACAGGGAUCUUUUGUGCACAGGCCUCCGGACGUGCCUUCACCUGAACGAAAGCAGCAGAAGAGGGCACUCUUUGGUCUCAGCGGUAUUUGGCCGGCCGAAAGCGAGCACAUCUCGAGGCAGGGCCAGGAACUCCCACGAGUCUCGAUCGUGUCGCAGCUGAGGUGGUGCUUCGAAGUCUACGGCGACACCGCCAUCUGUGCCCGAGAAGAGGGGCGGCUUUGAUUGCGCGCCCAUUAUCGUCACAAGACAGCUCGCGCAAACACGGUCGACCUUGCGCACACGCUCUGUGCCCGUCGGCAGGUUCCCUUUCUCGGGCGACGACGGUCCGCUGUUUUUGGCCCGUUCGUGGUGGCCGAGGCCAAGGAAAACAAAAACCUGUCCCGACAGGAGGAAUUCUAAGUCCUUUCGUGCGGCCCCUGUGCUCUCUCGUUUCGUCCUGGGCAUCAUCGCCUGGCGGGUGAACAACGAUCUCGCAUCGCAGUCCUUUCUUCCCCACGGGUUGCAUACCUGGUUGCCCGCAGAAGCGAAAGCCGAAGCAGAGUGAAGUCCGGGCGAAGGUAGUGCCGCAUUUGCCCCAUAGUCAGUACGGGGGUGCGGGUGGUGCUCUCUGGGAGAGAAGUCGGUAACCCUUCCCCGUUAUUUUCAAGCGACGGCCUCUCAGGCUGCCCUCUCACUCACCGCCGCCCUCGUGGCGACGACCGACCACGCUGCAGGAGAGAAGGGGUUGCGCGCCGAGCCGUCCUGUGAAACCACUUUCCUUCGCAGAACACGCCGCGCACGCUCGCUUCGCCGAAGCUCGCGCCGGGCGAAGCAGGGACGUCUCCUCCGCGUGGCAGCAGACGGGUCGACUGCAGGAAGGGCUUCGCUCGACGACACCCAAGUCCGCAACUGCCGUCACACAGAAAUCGCCCAGCAGCGAGAGUCAUGCGGUGAGAAGAAAAAGUGGCGCGCCGGACUCCCGCUUUCUGCCGUCGCGUCUAGUGGGUCCGCAGAGGAAGUCCCCGGACAGCUCGCAAGGGCCGUGAAAUCGGCACACAUUUUCUUGUUUAUUCCGUGCUUCGUGCCACAGGCGGCUAGCAGUCUCCCGUCGCAAGUGCGUGCCCGCGCUGCUCUGUGCAAAGACGCGAACACUCGCCUUCCACGACGCCGAGCAGGAAGGACUGCGGGUGGACGCCGCGCACGCAGUGCCCGGGCUUGCACUGAUCGUGCUGGUGGCGGCGGUGCUUGCCUCCGCGGAUUCCGCUGACUGCUUUCGCCGGGCUGCUUUCCAGUUCCCGAGAAAGGAAGAUGGAUUCCGGCGCAGUUCUUCUGAACGUUUCCAAGUUGGACAACGACUCACCGCCGAAGUGUUUCGAAAACCUGGCAUUGGAUGUCCCAAGUGGGGUAAUCGACGACGCGAUCCCGGCGGUGGACUUCAAGACCAAGGCCGACGCGAACGGCAACGGCCGCCACAACGGGUUUAGGAACUUCGAGAGCAUCGACCUGACCUGGAGGAACCUCUUAUACAAGGUCAAGAAAGGCAAAGCCCGCAAGUACUUAGUCAACAACAUGAGCGGUGAAGCACGGUCCGGUACGCUGACUGCCAUCAUGGGUCCCUCUGGCGCGGGCAAGACGACGCUGCUCAAUUUGCUCACGGGCUUCUACGACAAGGGCUACAAGGGCGAGGUUCAAAUCAACGGUUACGUGCGUGACCAGGCGCUGUUCAACAAGCAGAGCUGCUACGUCAUGCAGGAGGAUCGACUGCUUCCUGCCCUCACCGUUUACGAGGCUAUAUUCAUGAGCGUUGAACUGCGCAUGCCCAACAUGGCACCAAAGGACAAAGCUAAGAAGGUUGAGCGGUCGAUCGAAGAGUGGGGCCUGGAGGUGUGCCGCAACACUCGUACAGAAAACCUCUCUGGCGGCCAACGUAAGCGUCUGGCCAUCGCACAAGAGUUGGUCAACAACCCUCCUGUUCUUUUCCUCGACGAGCCCACAAGUGGCCUGGACAACGUGUCAAGUCUGAUGUGCGUGCAGAUACUAAAGCGGUUGGCCUCUAUGGGACACACCGUCAUCUGCUCUAUACACGCACCUAGUGCCAAGAUCUUCUCUUACUUUGACAUGCUGUACAUGGUUUCUGCGGGGCGUUGCAUCUACAACGGCGAAGUGGAUGACCUGUUAGGCUUUCUGACGAGGCAUGGUCUGCAGUGUCCGCAGUUCCACAACCCUGCCGACUACAUUAGCGAAGUGGCGUCUGGCGACUACGGUGACUACCGCGACGUACUGAGCCGCGAGUUCGAGCUUCCCUUGCCGGACGGCAGCACUGCCGCCAAAGGCACGAUGACAAAGUACGGCGGGCUCAUCAUGACCAGCGAGCAAAAGGCUGAGGCAAACCGGAUGUACUCUUUCAAAGUCAACCAGUUUCAUCAAUUCCAGAUUCUCCUGAAGAGGUGCUGGCUUUCAGUUUUCCGUAACAGGGUGGCCACUCCCUUGCGGCUUGUGGCAUAUGUGGGCUUCGCGCUGAUGCUUGUCAUCCUGUACUACGACAUUGGCAACAAGGCGAGCACGGUCACCCACAACGCCACAAUGUUCUUCUCCAUGUGCUGCAUCUGCGUCUUCCAGACCAUUCUGCCCGCCGUCAUAGUGUUUCCCGUAAACAUCUCAGUACUGAUGAGAGAGCAAAGGAAUUGCUGGUACAGCCUCAAAGUUUUCUACCUGGCGAACUAUGUCACGGAGAUUCCGUUUCUGGUGAUACCGAACGCUGUGCUGAUCGCCAUUGUGUACUAUCCGACGGGACAACCGAAAGAGCUGUGGCGUGUGGCAGGCGUCAUGCUCUUCUGCGUCCAGAUAUGCGCCGUGUCGCAGGCAAUGGGGCUCAUCGUGUCCGCAGUGUCCAAGCUACAGACGGCGGUGUUCCUGGCCCUGCCUAUCGUGUCGCCGGCUUUCUUCUUCUGCGGCUUCUUCGUGCCGGCCCACCUGCUGACGCGGUACGCGCGCUGGUUAACGGAUAUCUCGUACAUCUACUACGGCUACAACGGACUACUGCUGUCGGUGUACGGCUAUGGCCGCCCAACUCUUGAAUGCGACCAGUUCAUUUGCCUCUAUGAGGACCCCGCACAGUUCCUCGAGUUCGUCGGUGCAGCGGACAAGAAGUUUUAUGUGUUGGUGCUUGCGCUGCUUGCUUACGAAGCCAUAUGCAGGACCAUCGCUUUCAUCCUGCUCAAGAUCAGGUUAGCUAGAAAAGAGUGAAGCGUUUCAGUUCGAGCGGCUGCGAGAUUACCUUUCAUGUGUGUGUGUGUGCGCUCGCAUAUGUACAGUAUGGUGUGCGAACGUCGGGCAUUUGGCUUUGUUUUUUGUUUUUGCUUCAGCCGCUUGCAAGCGGAAAGCAUGGUGACUCGUACGGAACUGGCACCUUUCAGUGCAUUCCGCGGCAAAAUAGGCGCUGCUGAGGAAGCUAAGUGAGCCGACGCGCUGGAGUGGUGUGCCGACCAUUGGCGGUUGGCGGUCGAGACUACAACAAUGCCACUUAAGGCGGCUCUCCACGUAGUGAAACGGAUACCGCUCAGAGCGAUAUACGGCUGUGACGCCACGUGCAGUCUCGUCGCCUGUGUCCUGCUGAAGAUCAUAAUAGGCUGGAAUGAGUGCAGUUGUCGAUUUGCACGUUUGCGAAGUUGCUUGUGUGCGUUCGCAGAUUUUUAUGUGACGGCGAGUGGAAUUUUCUUUUUUUCUUAUUUGAGCUGCAUCAGUUUUACAUCAGCCUGUGCGGGUAACAUAAAACUUCAAAACAUGUGGCACAUUUGUUCAUCUUCGCAUAAGACAGCAUGAUAGACCAUUUGGGUGAAUUUUCGUAAGAGUAAGGGACGAUGACACGCAUGCACGUUUUGUUUGUGCGAUUAGCAUCCUUUGUGAACUACCCCCAUGGCGGUGUGUAUCUAAGCUCUUUGGCCCAGUGACCCAAGUUGUCUGCUAGCUUGGGCCACACAGUAUGUACUGGCUGUUGUCUUGUCGAGCAGACAACAUGGGCCAAUGGGUAUGUGACCGAAUAGACAACUCGCUGCUGGCUGCUGUCUGGCCUAGUUGACAACGAGGAUAGCUGGGUAUGUGCCCGAACACACAAAUUCGGCACCAUGUUUGUGAUACUGGUAAGUGCCCAUUUUUGGUCAAUCUCGCAAUAUGAAUGGGCCGAGGUGACACAAGGGGCGUGUAUCAUUAAACAUACUAAAGCGGCAGCACCCCAUCCGCAACAGAGACCUCCACUUCGAGCGCGGCCGCUUGGUGGAUAGCCAUUGCAAAUAAGUUGCGGCCGGGAAAGUAGGGACAUUACGAAAAUUCAGCGGGAGUGCAGCGAUUACAACAAGGUAUAUACUAUCGUGGUAUCACUUAGAAUUGUGGUAGGCAGCGAGAUUGCCACUUAGCGUUUCUGCGGUGGCAAUCCGGUGUGUCGCUGCAUUGCUUUAAUGCUAGUCGCAUUAUCGUCGACAUUCAGCAUGAGAUGAGUUCUGACGAUUGCUUUUUCUUAAAAUUUUUGAGUUUCAAUUUUAUUUGCGUUCAGAUGUCCCAAUGCUUUUUUAUCGGAAUGGCGGAUCUAUGAGUGAACGAAGAAGGCAGCGGUGACGUCACUCUUCCGCCUUGGACUACACUUACAAGCGAUGCAGCUUGCGGUUCCUGCCAAUUUCUCUAACCUGGCUCCUUUGGCACUUACUUUGGUUUUGGUACACUGACUAUAGGUAGCGUCAAAGGAGACCCUUUAGCCUCUUAAUUAGGAAUAACAACACACUCUAAGAUAUUUUAAUGUAGCAUACUUUCAAAGUUUUCUAGUCCUAAACGAGCGGCACAUAUGUGUCGGUCCACCCAACGGCAGUAGUCUUUUUGGGUACUUGAUUGCCUACAAGCGUCAGUACUUCCAGGCGACUCUGAAGCUGCGGCGUAGGCAGGGGCCCGGUGGCACACCCAGGCCCGUGCCCCCCUCCCCGAAAUUUCUGCGUUAGUACGGGGCCUUCCUAGCCCCCCCCCCCCCCCCCCCCCCCCGUUUUUCCCCUUCCCGGUCAAGUGGGUGGCCUCUCCCCUUUUUACUAAAAAGCAUUUUUCGCUGCGUCAUUAGGCUGAAGGCAAAGUUUUGUAUACCAGAGUUGUAAUGUGCCUGCUUUUGUACGCACGUACGACAGUGGCGUAUAAUUUACUGGAGUUGCGAAUAAGCAUUUUUAUUUUUGAUUAUUUUAGCAGUUAAAAAAGAAAGGGGGUCGCAUUGUCGAAGCACUUGUAAACAGUCUUAUUUUCUUUAUACGAUGCACACCACAGGGUAUGCAGAGAAACGGCAUCAACCUAAAAGGUUUCCUCUAAGCGUCCCCAUCGACAGACAUCGCACAAUCUUGAGCCGCAUGUCAAAUAUGACCCCGUCCUUGCGCUUGAGAUAAUGUUUGUAGGACAACGUAUGAGAGGCCAUACUGGCUGCUGACGUUUUGCAUUGUAUUUGUGGAGUUUCUAAAAUAUUUUGGCUACGAACGCUUUGUGCAAGUAGUAAAGCACAACAGAAUAAGGUCUUUCACCGAGGGCCGAAAAGGGCGAGCUCUGCAGUUGCAGUCAUCCUAUGUCAACCACUGCUAAGCACAGCGUGGGUGUUCUACAGCUUAAUCGAUGACAACUUAAAUAUUCAAUACCCGCUGCAACCACGAAAGGACAGUGCACCUGCCCUACACCUCAGGAAAAGAGGCGAGCCAGCUGGAGUUCGCUCAAAGUUUGAUGACUUUCAUUUGCUAACGUGACUGCUAGACUAAUUGGAAAAUAAAAGCUCAUUGUCAACCUUUGGUUGAACACUGAUAUCACGGGCGCCUAUAAAAGUUGCCAGGAUCUUCAGGUUUCAUCGUAAAGCCAGUGACACAAAGACAGAUCUGUACGGAGAAACGGGAAUUUUAAACAAGGUAAAUUGCUUGACGUCACGGAAAUAAACUAGCCUAGUUUGAAGAUGCGUGCUUUCGGGUGCCUACGCGUGCCUACGGGGGAAUAGCUUUUUUGCGAUCUAUGCAAAUUGUGUUUGAGUUAGAUAGUGUACAUAUAAGCUUUCAUUCUUCGGUUGUCACCGACUAUAGGCAUGAUGAACAAAGUCUGAAAGGACUCACCAAGGGCGGGCAGAACCAUUGGAAAUGCUGUAAAUGCGCUCCACACCACAGCGCUAGAGCAGCGAGAAACUGAAGAUUGCAACGCGACACUUAAGCCACGUGUCGAUCUAGUCGUACACUAUGCGCCUUUAUUUGAAGCGUCAUUAAGCAUAAUAAAGCUUACACGAGUGAUGGGCACUAAAGCAUAGAGAAGAUUUCACAUACGUCUCAGCGCACAGACUUUGCGAACCUAAUCUUGCAUCACACGUGCUCCUUCGAUGGCAUGUGCCCGGAAAGGACAGCCGAGCUGGCGAGUGUUUGCACCAGCACGUAAUAAACCGCAGAUCUUCGUUCUUGUGCAGUAGCA